Molecule: messenger RNA, 879 nt
Organism: Galdieria sulphuraria
Lineage: Eukaryota; Rhodophyta; Bangiophyceae; Galdieriales; Galdieriaceae
Exons: 1
Coding region: 61-267 (68 amino acids)
Source: RefSeq, a predicted model, not a curated record
GACAGAUUUCCGUUGGCAGUUGUUAAGGGAGAAAACUGGACAUCCCAACCGACACUAGUUAUGUUUCUGGUCUAUUUUCUAAAUAUCUUCCUUAUUAUUCGUUUUUUACUUCUGAGAGGACUAAGAAAAUUGUCAUUUUCUCUGUUUGUGCCGUGUUUUGUCAGUUCAAAAACUGACAAGCACCUUACUUCUGUCCUCUUUUCAGUGCCAUUUAGAGUACCAGUUAUUUAUGGUGAACGGAACAAAACUGGAAAAAUAUUGGGCUGAUUACUCUUCUUACGACACUGCAUAGAGUGGGCGUAGUCCAUUCCUUUUACAUAGAGCAAAGGCAGUUGAAGGCAAGCAACAAUUCAACUGGAUUUUGUUUAGACACAAGAACUCAAAGCUAACCCUGAAGAUAUUCGUAACCUUGUUAACCUAUAAACUAAGCGUGAUGUCAACACGAAAGCAGUAGCAUGAAACAAAGAGGUUUUUUUAGAAGGGGGACACAUACAAUUCAAGCGCAAGUCGUAGCCUACUAUUGAAACAAAGCAAGACAUAGACAGACUCAUAGAAGUGGCGAUUAAUCACUGAAGACUCGUCACUGCCACGUCACAAUUUCUUUCUUUCCAAAGGGUUCUAUUUACUUCAAACUUGGUUGUGUUCAAUUGUACUUCAUAGAAAUAGGAAUUUUAUAAAGACUAGCUUAUCUUUAAAGUUUAGAACUCCACUUUGAAAUCAAUAUUGUGAAGAGUCUUCCCAAACCAUAUGUACUUAACUGAUAGUGAAUACUUGCCUUACAGAAACAAAACUUCAAGACAGUUGACAUUGAAAAAUUAGAUUUGCUAAACCAGAUAGAGAGGGGCUACGAUAUAUUUAAAUAUAUUAGAAGUGCGCCUU